Messenger RNA from Entrophospora sp. SA101, 340 nucleotides. The record is from the annotation of a GenBank genome assembly. NCBI's taxonomy places the organism in Eukaryota, Fungi, Glomeromycota, Glomeromycetes, Entrophosporales, Entrophosporaceae.
AUCCUGUAAUAUUUACUGGUACUUUAAGGAGUAAUUUAGAUCCAUUUAAUGAGCAUGAAGAUUUAACAUUAUGGAAUGCAUUAAAAAGAGCACAUUUAAUUCAAGAGGAUUUAUCAUCACCAAAUUUAGAAAAUGAAAAACCAUCAGGUGCCGUUAUAGAUGAUGAACCAGAUUCAAUGACAAAAUCUGAAGCAGUAACAACAACAAUGGUUUCAGAAAAAGUAGUAGAUGCAGGAAACAUAAUGGAAUUUGAUUCUCCAUAUUUAUUAUUACAAAAUCCUAACUCUACAUUUAGAAGUAUGUGUGAAAAUAGUGGAGAAUUUAAUGAAUUAUAUGAAUU